GUUAAGGUUGGUUGUUGGUUCAAGAUGUCGUCAACGGUUGGAAAGUCUCGUCUCGCCUUCUCCCGAACAUGGCACUACGUCGACGUCGGCAGUGACCCUCGCAGUCUAGGUCGGGUGGCCUCCUCCAUCGCCCUGACCCUCAUGGGCAAGAACAAGCCCAUCUAUGACCCUUCCACGGACUGCGGCGACUACGUCGUCGCCGUCGGCUGUCACGAUCUCCGCGUCACCGGCAAGAAACGGUUCCAGAAGAAGUACUACACCCAUAACACUCGGCCCGGUAGUCUGCGCAGCAUGACCAUGGACAAGAUGUUUGAGAAAUGGGGUGGCGGGGAGGUGCUUCGUCGGGCUGUUCGGGGGAUGUUGCCGAAGAACCGGUUGAGGGAUAAGAGGUUGGCGAGGUUGAAGACUUUCGAAGGUCACGCGCACCCCUACAAGGAGAAUAUCGUCAAGAUCAACGGACAGUCGGUCAUUGGAAACCUUCCUGAGGUGAAGGAGGCGUUCAAGGCGGCUAAGUCGGAGGCGGAGACUUCGGCUUAGGUGUCUUGUUGUCGUCGCUUGCUAUUGCGGUAUCCUGUACUUUUACCUAUCAUUGAUAUUUGUUCUCUGUCUGUAUGACUUGCUAGCGCAUGGGUGGGAGUUUUGUUCUCUUUUUUGUGUGAUAUAUUACCAGCUACAACAUUGUCUUUUUACUUAGGGAUGUAUGAUGUGUCUACUUGAUCUGCGCUGAUGCAAUUGUAUCAUAAAGUGAUAUGCUAUACCCUAACUAAGACCUAUAUACAUGUGCCAGA
Molecule: messenger RNA, 788 nt
Organism: Aspergillus ibericus CBS 121593
Lineage: Eukaryota; Fungi; Ascomycota; Eurotiomycetes; Eurotiales; Aspergillaceae
Product: mitochondrial 54S ribosomal protein uL13m
Exons: 3
Coding region: 25-537 (170 amino acids)
Biological process (GO): negative regulation of translation; translation
Cellular component (GO): ribosome; mitochondrial large ribosomal subunit
Molecular function (GO): structural constituent of ribosome; mRNA binding
Source: RefSeq, a predicted model, not a curated record